Messenger RNA from Dictyostelium discoideum AX4, 132 nucleotides. RefSeq lists its product as hypothetical. Bases 1 to 132 code for a protein of 43 amino acids. The transcript has a single exon. The record is from RefSeq and is a predicted model, not a curated record. Lineage: Eukaryota; Evosea; Eumycetozoa; Dictyosteliales; Dictyosteliaceae.
AUGGCUAAAAAAAUAACAAUUGUAAAACCUCCAGAUCACAAGAUUUUUGCAUCAAAUAGCAAUAAAAUGCCUUCAAUGUCAAGUAAGUUCAGAGAUAUUACUUUAGAAAUUAAAUUUAAUUUAAAAAUAUAA